Messenger RNA from Sceloporus undulatus (fence lizard), 3718 nucleotides. RefSeq names its product scaffold protein involved in DNA repair (gene SPIDR). Gene Ontology annotation, cellular component: nucleoplasm; nuclear chromosome. NCBI's taxonomy places the organism in Eukaryota, Metazoa, Chordata, Lepidosauria, Squamata, Phrynosomatidae. Bases 13 to 2934 code for a protein of 973 amino acids. Gene Ontology annotation, biological process: double-strand break repair via homologous recombination; regulation of establishment of protein localization to chromosome. The record is from RefSeq and is a predicted model, not a curated record. The transcript has 20 exons.
GUUCCUGUAUUCAUGAAACAUUGGCAGAUCAGACUGUAUGAUGAGGGUGGCUUGCCGUCCCCACUUUGGAUCCUAGUAGAGCUGAAUGUUGAUAGAAAACGAGUAUGUUGCACAGAAUUCGCCUCUUUUCCAGAUGAGAGGCCUGUAAGGGAAGGGAAAAGAAAUGCAGGGCCACCUGUAGCUGCUGCUUCCAUUUCAAGUGCCUGGCUUCGUUGUGGUGAUGGGUUUCAGACGGCUUCUUCACUGGAGGCUAAAGAAUCUUCUGAAAAAUCAUCUAGAGCUAAAAUGUGCUUUACCUCAUUGCUCAGCUCAGUUGAAGGAAUUUCUAAAAGUGAGAGAUCAAGUGAAUGCACUGACAUAGUGUGGAGCUCCAGUGGGAGUGAGUUCUCAGAUGAUGAAAACAGGACUUUGACUUCAAGGUUCCCGGGUCUUAAAAUAGAAAAAUGUAGAAAAUAUGAUUUGAUCUACAGGGAUGAAUGCAGUGAAGGUGAAUUACAAGUAAUUGACUGGGAGAAUGACAGUGAUUGCGAAGAUCAUGUUGAACAGCCCAGUGGAUCAAAAACUGAUGACAUCCCUUUGGAAAUAUCAGACACUGAUUCUUGUACAAGCAGCAAUUUUAUGUUGGAAAAAAAGAAGGAAGAUGAACCUAAAAAGGCAAGAUCUAUAGAAAUUUCAGAAUACUCAUCAGAUAGUGAAAAUUUCGAAGAAUGCCAAGUUGAAUCUGAAGCUGCUAAUUUAGAUUUUCCUCAGAAGAACCAGUUCAGGUUUGGAGCAGAGACUGAAACAGAUAUAGGAAGGUCAGCAAGUGACUGGUUAAAAUCUGCUCAGACCCUUCUGCAGACACCUAAGAAGAAGAUAAUUAAGAGUUUAAAAACCCCAGAAGAUUCUGCCAAAAAAAGAAAAUUACUAAGGGGAGGGCUAGCAGAGAGACUGAAUACACUGCAGAAUCGAGAGAGGACUGCUAUUAGCUUUUGGAGGCAUCAGUGUAAUUCUGAUGGUCAAACACUUUCAGGUAAUAAAUCUGGUGUACUGAUUGUAAAGAUCUUAGAAAUGCAUGAAGAAUGUACUCUCUGCAUCGCACUCUGCCAUCAUUUGGCACAGACCACUUCUGAUACCUCUUCUGCAAAAGAAAUUGCUGACAUUCAGCCUAAGCUUAAAGUUCUCUUUGCAAAAGAAACAGCAGCUCAUCUCAAGGCAGCUCUGAAUGAUGUUGUACAUAUUCAUCCUCCUUGGCAAAAACUUGUCCUCCUAAAUGAAACCAUUCCAGUUAUCAUGAAUACUUAUUUCAGUCAAAAGGCCAUUCUUAAAAAGCCAGCAGAUAUGGAGAGGACAUAUUUUCAAGAACCCUUGCUGAAUAAAAGAAAUAUGUCUUUGGUCCGGAUAUUCAGUUUAUCUGAUGUAAAAGAGAAUUGGUCUCAAGCUUCUGCAGUUAAUCAGGUGUCUUGCCUGCAUAUGAAGAAUUCCAAGGCUGAGCAUGCUCAUAGCAACAACGAACUCAGGUUAUCCCUGUUUGCGGUUACUACUUUAAGUGAUUCUCUUCUUGAUAUUGUGGAAACAGAAGGAACAGCUGGAGGGAAAGGAAUCCAAGUCCAAGUAGUUGUUCAAAGGGUGUAUUACUUGGUUGCUAAAGAAAGUUCAAGAUGUCAUCUUCAGAGAAAUAAUCUUUCCCAAAACAUGGCUCCAUGGUUAAACUCAGAUCUGCCAAAUGUUCGAUUGUGCAUCCUUGUUCAGGACACCUAUGGGAUGUUCAGUGAGAUACAAUUUCAGGUUCCAUUUUCUUCUCCAGAACCAAUAGAAGAAUAUAGCAAAAGAUGGGAAGGAAAACACAGCCGUUUAUCUGGAAUGAAAAUUUUGCAAAGAGUUGUCAGAGGAAAAGUGCUGGGGCUUUUUAGCCUAAUAGACAGUUUAUGGCCUCCACGGCUGCCUCUUAAAGUUCCUGGCCGAAGUCAAGAGAAUGACAUGAUUACAGCUGAUAUGCCUCCUCCAAGUUUCUGUUACAUUCUUAUUGCUUCUUCUGACCAAAGACACAUUGAGGUAGAUGAAGGAGAACAGAUUUCAAAUUUGUAUUUUCCUCCAGCUGUGCAAUGUCUGAAGGAUAUUCUUCAGACGUACAACUUAUAUCAGUGUUGCAGCUUUUGGGCACAUGUUUUAUAUCGAAGACUGCAGGAAAAGGGGAACCCUCUGUCAAGCCAAACACAAUGUUGGCUGUUUGUGACUGAUCUCUCCCUGCAGAGUGGGGCUGAGGUCAGUCCUGGAACUCCAAAAGUUCUGCCAGUCUCAGUUGCUUCAUCCUGUGUAAUUGAUGGGGGAGUAAAGGAGGCACUCAAGAGCACAUCCCCCUGUGUUGUUUUCUUCAAGGAUGCUGUAUAUGGAAAUGGUAGGAUUAUUUGCAUUGAACGUACCGUUCUCUUGUUACAAAAGCCCCUUUUGUGUAGGGCUGCUGAUGCUGACAUCACUAAACUGACUGGUCCUGUCGAACUCGAUGAGCUGGAUUCUGCAACCCAGGUCAAUUCCAUUUGUACUGUAAGAGGCAUUGUUGUUGGAGUUAAUGAAAAAACAGCUUUCUCCUGGCCUACAUGUAACAGAUGUGGCAAUGGAAAUGUAGAACAACAUCCACAAGACAGAGAAUUGCUAUACUGCAGCCAGUGUUGUGAAGCCAUCAUUUCACCAGUUAUCAAGAUGCACCUGGAAGUCUUUGUGCAUUGCCAGUCCCGACCAUCGUCCACAGUAAAAAUCAAGCUGCUACAAAAGACCAUUUCUUCACUUCUGGACUCUUCUACCACUGAGGAUGGAAGUUAUGAAGUGAAGAAUGUGCUGGGAAAGGAGGUGGGGUUUUUAUAUUGUUACGUCCAGUCUGUAACCAACCACCCAUCUAGCUGUAUUGGAUUGGAAGAAAUUGUUCUCCUAGAUGCAGGAAGAAAAGAAAGGAAAUAAUGUCUGCUACUCUGUCCAUGAACUUUGUAACAUAGUUGUGAACUAGAUUUGUAGAUAAUGUAUAAUACAGGCAUAUUAAGGACUUAGCAGCAAUAAAUAAUUUUCAGUCUUCUGUCAGAAUAAUUUUUUAAUGUUUCAUGCUGGGCAUCUGUAAAACGACAUUAAGCUGUUCAGCUCUCAUUGCCUUCACUGAGAGAAGUUAACUCUCUGGAAUUUGCAGGUGCUUAAUUUCCCAUUGUGUAUGUGUUCAUGGCCAUCUGUUUGUUUUGUUUGUUUGUUUGUUUAAAUCCAAAGCACUAAAAUAAAGAGAAAAUUUCCAACAAUGUUUUUAGAAAAACAAUUUGGAAAUAUGUUCCAAAAAUACUUUUUUCUUGAUCUAGAAGUUAAUUUUUAGAAUGCAUUUGAAAAGUUGGAAUGCUUUUUUCUGUGUGGAUAUCAAAACAGUUACAUUGUGAGGGAAAGCAUUUUAAAUUAAUGUCUGAGCUAUGCGCAGACCUCUUUCACUGCAGCUUUGCAGACCCUUUUGGAGACCCUGUUUUGGGGCUGCAUGGAGGGCUAGAGUGGGAAGGUAGGCAAAGUUCCACAGCACUCCCAUUGGGCUGCAAGCACAAAUUUGGAACUACCGCUGUACAUUUUAGAUCCCCUGUCUGUGUUAAUGUAAAAUAUGAAUCCCAAUACAAUAUAAAGUAUGGUAUGUGUUGAACCACAGUGUGUCUGGUAUGACUUGGCUUAAUGAUGAUCUGUAUUUUUUACAAAUUUCAAAUAAAUAUUACAGACGAUUAGA